ACCUCCUCCCCCCUUCACCGUUCCAAGGCGAAGGCAGCUGCCUCAGGUGCCGACCGUGACGGCAUGAAGCCAAACUUGGCACUUAAGGCAAGUGUGUCAACGUCUCCGAGGCCAGUUGUCUUGUCACCCCCACUCUGGUUUGAAGGAAUAGCCGCUCUCCCCGUGCAAGCCAACGAACUGCCAAGCAGCUGCCGAUGCCAUGCGAAUAUUCACGUUUGCACUACUUUUUUUAGGCAGCACCACAGCAGGAAGCUCACGGGUCCGGCGAGGGUCGUACAGUCUUCCCGACGGCUCGGAGUUCAUCGUGGGCCUCCUGAAGACAUCCUUCCGGUGCCGGGCAAAUGGCUACUUCGCUGAUGUCGACAAUCACUGCCAAGUGUUCCAUGUGUGCCACGAGCAGCCAAACUUUAUGGGGCCUUCUAGGUACCAGCUAUUCAGCUUCGUCUGCGGAAAUACUACCAUAUUUGAUCAGCUGACGCUUACGUGCAUGUAUCCCGACGACGCCAUCCCGUGCGGAACUGCACCGCUCUUCUACGAUGUAAACAGCAAUUUGGGCGACGAUAGCGCCUACUUCCUGACUGACGACGACAUUGUUGACAGAGACGCACAUCGUACUCACAGCUCUUUGGAGAACAUCCCGCCGCCAAUGCCGCCAAUGCCACCACCACCACCGCCCCCGCCCCCGCCACCACCACCACCGCCACCGCCACCACCGCCACCACAGCCGUCACCCCACAUGUUACAGAUUGAUGCUCCAGAUGACUAUUUCUCAGGAUAUCGAGAACUGGAAUAUUUCGACGACCAUUCUGAAGAUAGGCCCCCGCUCCUGACAACCACCAGCACGACGACCACGACUACUACUACGACCACGACUACCCCGAGGCCGUACACGGCGCGGUUCACAACACGAUCUUCCAAACGCGGAAAGUUCUUCCCGCAACGCUCAAGGUCUCGCACCACUCCUAGUCAAUCUCGUGGCGACAUUCCCAUUCUGGACAGCCCGGUUAGGUCGUGGGGUCUGCACAGGGGCAGCCGCCGCAAGGAAGUGUUCGGGGUAGACGUAAUAACAGUGAGACCAACGGAACCGAUUGUGGUAUAUCCGAGGAGGCUACCAAAGAAGAAAAUCAUUGUGUCACCUCUUCGCCGACCUGUGACUCGCCAGACAACGCUACCUCCGCGACAACGCGAGGAGGUACCAGUGUUCAACGAAAAACUUGAAGCGCGACCACGGACAGUUCCUCCGUUCGACUUCGAACCGCGGCACGCUCCGAAACCUGUCCACCACACGCCAAAGCCAACCCAACGCCAUAGAAUGAAGAGCUUUGAAGACGAAACACCCGAAAGCCUUUUAAAACAACUUGAAGAAGCUUUCGCGCGCGAUUAUCCCAAUGUUCAUACCGGCGGUGAACCAGUAAGAUCCCGUAUAGUCGGAAGGCUAUCAAGUGGUCGCGUCGAUUCGAAGAAGUCAGAACCAUUAGUCUUCAGUAAAGACAAGGUCGUCGUUGAUAUAUAUAACACUACCCUGAAACAAGGGAAGGAAGAAAAAUACCAAGGGAUCGCUGUGCUAUCAAAAGAUUUUAUUCAAGUAGCCCCGAAGGAUGCCGAUUUGACUCCUGUGGCACCAGCAGUGAACACAGACAAUGAUUUCGCAUCAAACAGUUCACUGGUUGAUGUGCUGGAGGUUACCAAAGAAGUAGCACCGACGUUUCAAGGACCAACUCCAACACAGCUCGACGGACCAACAUGGAACAACGAAGGCAGUACUAACUACACUCAGACCGAUCUGACUGCAGAAGUCGAUAGCCCUGUCAAAAGUGUACCGUUGGUCACUGCCGACGUACUGUCAUCACAACCCAAUGAUUCUGUUACGGAAGCGGCACAAACAGCUCAGAUUGAGCGCGAAGAUUCCCCGCAUCGCACAGCCAACACUACUAACUUUCAUCCCUAAAGGGUACGAGAGGCCUUCAUGAAGGAGUUUAAGGGGCCGGUUCUCUUAAUCUUCAGUGAAAUACCUUCUAUAAUGUAAAAAACAGUGAAAUUCAACGUGCAAUAAAGUCUAUGGCGCAACCUGUAUAUAAUGUGGAAAU
Dermacentor silvarum is the source of this 2087-nucleotide messenger RNA. Its product is annotated as proteoglycan 4. The record is from RefSeq and is a predicted model, not a curated record. Bases 200 to 1948 code for a protein of 582 amino acids. Gene Ontology annotation, cellular component: extracellular region. The transcript has 4 exons. Lineage: Eukaryota; Metazoa; Arthropoda; Arachnida; Ixodida; Ixodidae. Gene Ontology annotation, molecular function: chitin binding.